AUGAUGGCUGCUUGCGAUCCACGCCGUGGUGUCUACCUUACAGCCUCCGCUCACUUCCGUGGCCGUAUGUCAUCUAAGGAAGUCGAUGAGCAGAUGCUUAACAUCCAGGCUCGUAACACAUCCUACUUCGUCGAGUGGAUCCCAUCCAACGUCAAGUCAGCUAUCUGCGAUAUCCCACCACGUGGUCUCAAGAUGGCUGCUACAUUCAUCGGCAACACAACAGCCUUCCGUGAACUCUUCACUCGUGUCGACUCCCAGUUCCAGAAGAUGUACGCUCGCCGUGCUUUCAUCCACUGGUACGUCAACGAAGGCCUCGAAACAGUCGAAUUCGAUGAAGCUCGCUCCAACAUGACAGAUCUCAUCCAGGAGUACGAAAUGUACGAAACAGCCGGUGUCGAAGAACAGGGCGAAGGCGAAGAAGACGAGGAAGGUGAAGCCGCCGCUUAA
Trichomonas vaginalis G3 is the source of this 447-nucleotide messenger RNA. RefSeq names its product structural constituent of cytoskeleton. Gene Ontology annotation, biological process: mitotic cell cycle; microtubule cytoskeleton organization. The transcript has a single exon. The record is from RefSeq and is a predicted model, not a curated record. Bases 1 to 447 code for a protein of 148 amino acids. Lineage: Eukaryota; Parabasalia; Trichomonadida; Trichomonadidae. Gene Ontology annotation, molecular function: GTP binding; structural constituent of cytoskeleton; GTPase activity. Gene Ontology annotation, cellular component: microtubule; cytoplasm.